CUGUCUCUCUAUUUCACAGCUUUCAGUGAUGGAUGUUAAACCCUAGAUAGACUUCAGAGCACUAUCAACACCCUCUCCUCUUCCUGCUCAUCACCAUGGACUCCCCUUCUAAGAAGUCCGGUGUGUUGUCCCACCUGCGGCAUCGCGCCCAGCCCCUCCUCUCUACCCUCCGACGGGGCAGGAAGAACCCCAGUAAGACUGAGGUGUGUCCAGAACAUGUCUUAAACCACAGGAUGAGUUCCUCUGUCCCAGACAUCACCCCCACCUCCUCCCUGGCCCAGCAGGACUACCAGACCUACAGCAGCCCCAACACUCCCACCAUUAAGACUGUUGGAGACAGAAGGCAGGGAGGAGGUGCUAGCUCUCACACCGUUAACACGGCUGGGAGUGCUGGGAGCGACGCUGCUCUAAACCGACUGAGUGUCCCGGUGGACCAGGCUGACUGGACGUCCCAGGAGUCGGUAUGUAGUGAACCCAGUGCUGCUCCUUAUGAGGAGGAGGACCUGUCAGAGGAGAGCCAUGCGCUGAGAGCUGCUUCUGCUGGGGGGGGGUCAGGGACAGAGGACUUGGAGCUGCAGGACCACACGGGACACUGUAGUGAACACACUACCACUCCCAUUGGCCUGCACAGCAGAGAGAUCCCCUCAGUGGAGAUAUCAGAGGACAUGACUGAGCAGAACGGUGACAGCCAUGACCUUGAGGCCCAAACAUCACGAGACACGGAGAACAACAGUUUUGAGAUGGGGAGUCCUACUGAGAUGCUGAGUGUAUCCGACAGCACCAGAGAGUCCCAGAGGUCCUACCUCCUCUCUAUCAACCUGAAGGAAGGACGCAACCUGGUCAUCAGAGACCGCUGUGGUACAAGUGAUCCUUACGUGAAGUUUAAACUGGAUGGGAAGACACUAUACAAGAGCAAAGUGGUUUAUAAGAACCUCAACCCAACAUGGAACGAGUCCUUCUCUUUCCCUGUCAGAGACCUGGACCAGAGACUGUAUAUUAAGGUGUAUGACCGGGAUCUGACCAUGGAUGACUUCAUGGGAUCCAGCUACCUUCUCCUCAGUGAUCUGGAGAUGGAAAAGGUGUGUGAGCUGUCCGUGCGUCUGGACGAUCCCAACAGUCUGGAGGAGGACAUGGGAGUCAUCAUGCUGGACAUGUCUCUCUCUCUUAGGGAUAGAGACAACGAGAGGAACUCUAGGUGGCCUAAGAGGAAGAGGAGUAUCAGGUCUCCGCUGGCCCAGGGUGGUCGUCUAUCAGAGUCUCUGAGGAAGUCUCAGCUGUGGUCAGGUGUAGUGGGGGUGACCCUGGUGGAGGGACAGGACCUGCCAGAGGACGGACCUGGAGAGCUGUUUGUUCGAUUCAGACUGGGGGAGCAGAGAUACAAGAGCAGGAACCAGCCCAAGAAGGCCAACCCCCAGUGGAGGGAGAGGUUUGACUUCAACCGGUUCCCGGAGGGUCCUGGGGUGCUGGAGAUAGAGGUCUGGAACAAAGAGGGACGCAAAUAUGAGGAGUGUUACGGCAUGUGUGAGGUGGACCUGUCCAGUGUUCUACCCAACCAGUCUCAGCUGUUCACGCGGGUUCUGAAAGAGGGAAAAGGUCGUGUGGUCUUCCUGAUCGCUCUGAGCACGUGUAGUGGCGUCUCCAUCUCCGACAUGUGUGCCCCGCCCCUCGAGGAGCCUCAGGAGAGAGAGAAAACUCUGGAGAAAUACAGUUUCAAAAGUUCCUUCAGGAACCUCCGGGAUGUUGGUUUCCUUCAAGUUAAGAUUAUCAAGGCUACUGAUCUGUUGGCAGCUGAUUUAAAUGGGAAGAGUGAUCCGUUCUGUGUGUUGGAGUUGGGGAACGACAGACUGCAGACUCACACCAUCUAUAAAACCCUCAACCCCAACUGGAACAAAGUCUUCACCUUCCCAGUAAAAGACAUCCAUGAUAUUCUGGACCUGACCAUCUUUGAUGAGGAUGGAGACAAAGCACCUGACUUCCUGGGCAAAGUGGCCAUUCCUCUGCUUUCUAUCCACAAUGGUCAACCGAUCUGCUGUCCCCUGAAGAAAGAGGAUCUGGUGUGUCUGUCUAAAGGAAGCAUCUUCCUAGAGCUGGAGCUCAUCUUCAACCCAGUCAGAGCAGCUAUCAGAACAUUUAAACCAAAGGAGAAGAAAUUCAUGGAAGACAAUCCAAAGUUUUCUAAAAAGAUGUUGGCACGUAACGUGUACCGCGUGCGUAACCUUUACAGAGCAGUGCAGUCCACAUGCCAGUACAUCAGCAGCUGUUUCCAGUGGGAGAGUUUCCAGAGGAGUCUCAUAGCCUUCCUGAUAUUCCUGCUGGCGGUAUGGCAUUGGGAGUUCUACAUGUUGCCUCUCUGUCUGGUUCUGCUCAUCACAUGGAACUAUCUUCAGAUUGCAUCUGGACGGGCCAACCAGGACCUGGAUAAUAUGGACUUGGGCGAUGAAGACGAUGAAGAUGAAAAGGAAUCCGAGAAGAGAGGUUUGAUGGAAAAAAUUCACAUGGUUCAAGAGACCGUCAUCACUGUCCAAAACCUGUUGGAGGAAAUCGCAUGCUUCGGGGAGAGAAUUAAGAAGUGAGCAUUUUAGUCUGAAUUAGACAUGUGUUUAUUUUAAUUGUCCAUAAAUGUUGAUUUGACAUGGUGUUCUGGUUUUGACAUGUGUUUAUUUUAAUUGUCCAUAAAUGUUGAUUCAAUAUUUCGUUUAUAUUUUUUCUAUGUUUCUGCCCAUAUCUCCUCCAACCAAAAUGAAGUUGGGCGCAAGUUAGGGAGGCAGGUAGCCUAGCGGUUAGAGCUUUGGGGUGGUAACCCACUAGUUAGGGAGGCAGGUAGCCUAGCGGUUAGAGCUUUGGGGUGGUAACCCACUAGUUAGGGAGGCAGGUAGCCUAGCGGUUAGAGCUUUGGGGUGGUAACCCACUAGUUAGGGAGGCAGGUAGCCUAGCGGUUAGAGCUUUGGGGUGGUAACCCACUAGUUAGGGAGGCAGGUAGCCUAGCGGUUAGAGCUUUGGGGUGGUAACCCACUAGUUAGGGAGGCAGGUAGCCUAGCGGUUAGAGCUUUGGGGUGGUAACCCACUAGUUAGGGAGGCAGGUAGCCUAGCGGUUAGAGCUUUGGGGUGGUAACCCACUAGUUAGGGAGGCAGGUAGCCUAGCGGUUAGCGCUUUGGGGUGGUAACCCAAACCCGAACAUCAGAGCCGACAAGGUGAAAAAUCUGUCAAUAUGCCAUUGAGCAAGUCACUUAAACCUAAUUUGCUCCACUGGUGCUGAACUACUACGGCUGGCCCUUUAAAACAACACAUUCCACUGCACCUAUCAUACUACCAUGACUGACCCUGUAAAACAACACAUUCCACUGCACCUAUUAUACUACCAUGACUGACCCUGUAAAACAGCACCUAUCAUACUACCAUGACUGACCCUGU
Messenger RNA from Oncorhynchus tshawytscha (Chinook salmon), 3412 nucleotides. Its product is annotated as multiple C2 and transmembrane domain-containing protein 2. Lineage: Eukaryota; Metazoa; Chordata; Actinopteri; Salmoniformes; Salmonidae. The coding region runs from base 96 to 2573 and encodes 825 amino acids. Gene Ontology annotation, molecular function: calcium ion binding. Gene Ontology annotation, cellular component: synaptic vesicle membrane. The transcript is spliced from 19 exons. Gene Ontology annotation, biological process: regulation of neurotransmitter secretion. The record is from RefSeq and is a predicted model, not a curated record.